Messenger RNA from Chenopodium quinoa (quinoa), 2937 nucleotides. Its product is annotated as F-box/WD repeat-containing protein 1A-like. Bases 828 to 2690 code for a protein of 620 amino acids. The transcript is spliced from 7 exons. NCBI's taxonomy places the organism in Eukaryota, Viridiplantae, Streptophyta, Magnoliopsida, Caryophyllales, Amaranthaceae. Gene Ontology annotation, molecular function: protein binding. The record is from RefSeq and is a predicted model, not a curated record.
CUUCCCAAUAUUUGCAAGACCAAGUAAAGGCGAAGACGGAAAAUAUAACAAAAUAAGAAGUACAAUAUACGGUGCCAAUUGAAAAAAUAAUAAUUAUAUGAAAUCAAAUAAAUAUAGGAAACUUACCCAAAUUAGAAAAAUAAUUUCCUUUAAUUUUCUUUAAAGGAAAAAUUAAACAAAUACACAAAAUUUGCACACGCUUUAGUAAUAUAAAUAAGCAUACUUCCCCCCUAAACUCCAUGAUCACCCUUUCCUUCCUCCGCCAUUUUCUCUCUCCUCUCUCCAAACACCCUCACUGACCUUACUGGCUCAAUGCAAAGGACUUCGUUCUAAUCGUUUUGGUCAAAUUUUAUUUUAAUUUUUUCGAAUUUGUUUAUUGAAUUAGUGUUGGAAUUUGACUCUUGCAUUUUCAACAUAAUACCUCAAUCAUAGGAAAGUCGGUGUUAUUAUAACGAUUUUUUGUUAAAUCCGAGGUAAAACCCGUAAUCAUGGUCGUUUAGUUCUUGGGUUUACUUCUAUUGGGAUCUUACAUUGUACUCUGCUCCAUAAUCCUGUUUUUUUUGUUGUUGUUAAUUGAUUGUUAAGUUCUUGGUUCGAGCAACACCAAAGUUUGCGAUUUUAUUAUAAGAGACGAGUUAUUCUGUUAUAACGAGUUUGAAAUUUUGUGUAAAGUAUUUUUAGUCGCCUUGAUUGUAGUAAAGAUAAAGGCUUAGAGUUUGGGAUUUUGUUGGUUAAAGUUGUUAGUAGGAAAAUAUCUUGUAAGUUGUAACAUAAAAUAUAGAAAAAUUUGGAUCUUGAUGUUUAUAUAUUGGUAAAGUUUUAGGCUUAUGGAAAUGCAACACAAGGUGAAAUGUUUCGAGGCGGGCGAUGAGUUCUUUGAUUCUGUUGAUCAUAUGUCAGCUGAACAUUGUUCUGCUGCUAAUGGAGUAUUGGGGUAUGAAUUCUGGAGGAAUGAGCUUAAGAGUGUUAAGGAAAGGCGCUAUACUUUCUUAUGCGAAAUGGGUUUUAUUGAGCCUUGUUCUUUGUCUGAAGCUGAUGCUGCUUGUGCUGAAGCUGAUGAUGAUCAUUUGGAAUUGGGGUUGGAAAGAGUGGUGGAAAGCAGUGGAGCAGUUUCGAGUUCGUGUUCUUCAUCUGCUAUUGAUUGUGGAAGGGAAUGUAAUGGAGAUGUUAAUAUGAAUCAUGAAAUUAGGCCGAGUUUGGGUGAUGUUUGUGAGGAUGAUGAGGUAUCAACCUCCAAUAGUUGUAAGUCUAUAAACAAGAAAAUUAGGCAUUGGUGGAGUGAUUUUAUGAAGAAACAGAGAGGAAGUAUUGGUGGGUACAAAUGCAAAGUGGAUGAUAGUGAAAAGGCUUGUAAAUUCGAGAUGAGUAGAACGAAAGUCCAAGUGAAUAAAAAAAAGUUUAAGGAGCUCAACGCGUUAUUUGCAGCACAGGAAAUCCAAGCUCAUAGUGGUAUCAUCUGGACUAUGAAGUUUAGUCCUGAUGGUCAGUAUCUGGCAACUGGUGGAGAAGAUGGUGUUGUUCGAGUUUGGCUCAUUAAGUCGAUAGAUUCAUGCCUUCAGAGGUUUCCAGAUGAAUCUAGUAGUGCUAGAAAAGAUAAAAAUAGUGGACAUAAAAGAGAUAUGAAGGUGGAAACACCAGUAGUAAUUCCUGAUAAAAUGUUCAAAAUCGACGAGGUGCCUGUACAAGAGUUUCAUGGUCAUACCGCGGAUGUCUUAGACCUUGCUUGGUCUAACUCUAAUUAUCUUCUUUCGUCGUCCAUGGAUAAAACUGUUCGCUUGUGGAAACUUGGAUCUGAUACAUGUGUCAACACUUUCCAUCAUACUGAUUAUGUUACCUGUGUUCAAUUCAAUCCUGUAAACAAUCGUUACUUCAUAAGUGGUUCAAUCGAUGGAAAAGUUCGUGUAUGGGGAGUAUCAAAGCACCGGGUUCUAGACUGGGCCGAUAUCAGAGAUGCAGUCACAGCUGUAUGUUACCAGCCUGAUGGACAGGCAUUCGUCGUAGGAUCUGUUAGUGGCUGCUGCCAGUUCUAUGAGACAAAAGGGAAAUUAUUCGAGCUCAGUGCACAUAUUUUACUUCAUGGAUGCAAAAGAUCAACCACUAAUAGGAUUACAGGAAUACAGUUUCCGUCAGAGGACUCUCAGAAGGUUAUGGUUUCGUCAGAAGAUUCUAAACUCUGUAUACUUGACAAGAUGGAUGUUGUCUGUAGAUUCCGAGGUCUUAACAAGUCAGGAAGUCAAAUGUCAGCUUCAUUUACAUCAAACGGGAGUCAUAUAGUAUCGAUUGGACAGGAUUCACGCGUAUAUGUAUGGAAUCAUGACUCAACAGAUCAAUCAUCAUCGAGCAAUACAAAGUCUAUUCGUUCUUGUGAGCAUUUUUACUCCGAAGGAGUGUGUGUUGCAGUACCUUGGUGUGGUACUACAACACUGCCAAAGGGUUCAAGUAGCUUAUUUACCAACCAUGAAGCGGCCUUUAUAAACCGAUCUCCUCCUAAUGUGAACCUAAGUAACUUGUUCUCGUCUAAGAGCUCUGCCAUCUUGCCUGAGGACAUGCUUCCUAUCUACACUAAGGACCAUUGUCAAGAGCAUAACAACAUUGCUCAUUUUUCGACAUGGGGGCUUGUGAUGGUCACGGCUAAUUCGAAUGGAAAGAUCACGACGUUCCAUAACUAUGGACUCCCAACUAGAGUUUAGAGAUUAUAUAGGUAGAAUACCAACAACCAAAAUCAUACAAUUAGUUGUAAUGUGUAGCAUUCAUAUUGUGUACAUACAUUUUUUUUUGCAAAUGUAGUAUAGUCGCUUAUCUCUUGGUUGUUCAUUAAUUCUUCAAAGGGUAGCUGAAGCCUAAGUAACAUACAUUUGGUUUCUCUGCUCUUUGUUUGUGUAGUACUAUUGAGUAGUUCAGCUUGUAUAUGGUAAUUGAUUACCAAAGUUAUGCAAA